AUGGAUCAUACACUUUUCACGCCUCAGCUUAAGCUGACGCUCAUUACUACGGCGGAGAGAGGAAGCCAGGAAUUCGAAUGGUUGCACGAACUACGCAGAGAUGAGAAAGCCGCAUUCUGGAGCAUUCACGGAAUCUCAAAAAGCUUUGAAGAUACCGAAAGGUUCAGUAAGAACGUCUUGCCAACCACCGUCAAGGAAGGCGAAACGAAGUCCUACCGAAUCGCUUAUGCUGUGCACGAGUUACUCCCCACCUCCGGAAACGAUGCAGUCAACAAAGAAGACAUUCCAACCCGCUUCGUUGGAAUCAUUACCGUUAAAACCCUAGGUCCACAAGGCCUCGUUAUAAGAUCCGACAUUUUGCCUCCUUCUACUUCCGAACCCGGAUGUCUCGUCGUAGAAAUGGGUUAUAGCUACCUCCCGUCCGCAUGGGGUAAAGGCUACGCAACAGAUGCAGUAAAAGCAACGAUGGAAGCUUGCAAGAGAGGGAAGACUUUCUGGGAGCCGUACGACAGGGUGUUUGUAAGAGCCAUUGUCAGUCCGGAGAAUCCGGCGAGUCAACGUGUGAUGGCUAAAAGUGUCAACGCCACGAGCACCACGCGAGUGUCCUCAUAUUCAAACCCAGAGAUCCCAGCAGAGGUCAUCACAACUUCUCUGUCGCUGAACGGCCCCACAGUGCUGCGCCUGUUAGAAGCUUUCUUCGAGUACAUCCAGCCGAUUCCCGUCUAUUCGUUCUUCCAUAAAGCUUCACUGAUCCAUCGAUUUGAGUCUAGCUCCAUCAGUCCUGAGCUUCUGCUUGCCCUGAUUGGUACCGCAUAUGACAUGCUCGAGACGGAAGCUCCCAUGAAAGAACUUGGUCGUAAAUGCCUCUCGAAAGCCGAAGAAUUAGUGAUGGAAGGCAUCAAAACGCCAUCGGCUGUGAAGAUACAGACUCUCAUUCUAGUGAUACAGGCGCACUGCCGCCAGGGGCAAAUCACCGCACCGUUCAUGCUCUUUGCAAUCGCAGCGCGAUUUGCUCAUGCCUUGAGACUGAAUCACGAGACAUCUGGGCUGUGUUACCUUGAGCAAGAGUCCCGUAGAAGGCUCAUGUGGAGUUUGUUCACAAUCGACGUACGGCUAGCUGGAGGCAUUCGCGACUUUUCACUCUGUCCUGCCGAUGCUAUAUAUGUUCAGUUGCCAUGUCAAGAACGCAAUUUCGAGCUAGGCCUUGAGCAAAUAACAGAGGAUUUACAACCAAACAGCAGUCAAUCUAGUGGCGAGAAUGUUGGGUCGCUUGCGACGUAUCUGAGGAUAUUCUGGCUUCGUCAUCGCAUCCUUCAGAUGACUAAAGAAACCAUCUUCUCGCAAGCUCGAGGAAUAAACCAGCUUCCUGCAAAGGUUGAUUCGUUGGCCCAAGAACUUUCAAACUUCGAAGCAAACUUGCCCGUGAGCUUGCAAUUCUCGAAGAGAAGUCACCAAUUAAGAGCCUAUUCACCCAGACUUUACACGUACUUACUAAUACAUCUCUGGUUACGGCAAUGUUAUUGUGACCUAUAUCGCGUAUUUCUGACUGGGUUGAAAGAGUCCAUUACCGAAGACCAAGCCCGUCAUUUGGAUCUGAACAUGGUUUCGAAUUAUUGCUGGAAAUGUUACGAGAGUGCGAAGAAGAUGUCUGACUUCCUGGACAACAUUAAGACUAUGGGUAUUAGGUUGCCUAAGACGGAACACGAUAUACCUAUAUGCGCGUAUCAGUGUGUUCGGUUGCUGCUGCAGUGUUCCUGGCGAUGUGGUUAUGUAGACGGCAAAUUGACGGAGGACAUCCUCCAGCUUCUUCUGGGUCAAUGCUUAGCAGCAGUAGAGGCUGUGCCGUCGACAUCUUCAAUCGGUAUACGUGUGGAAAGAGAUCUUCGAGACUUGAUCAAACAAGGGAGAUCGUCAGGUGCUUCGCCAGAUCGUGCGGAGUCUCCAGUUGACGUAGGGCAACCAGGCCACCGCCCUUUGAAACAUCUCUUUUCAAGGCACAAUCUUCUUGGACAGAUGUACAUUAGAGACGACCAGGCUAUGCUAACCAUACAGAGUGGUCUGGACCACGAGGUCUCUGGAGCUGCAUCGCGCACACGGCCGCCUACACCUGUUCCGGUCAUGAUACAAACUGCAGACUCUGAAAUUAUGCGUGAUACCGCUGAUCAGCGGACUGGGUCUGAACUGGUCAAUUCGGCUUCUUUAGACGCAUUUAACAGCGAUCUAGACGGACUGUUCGACUUGAGCAUUGCUGACAUGGAUCUAUUCGGCUGGUCGGGAGACCUUUGGACAAACAACACAUAG
Alternaria atra is the source of this 2301-nucleotide messenger RNA. RefSeq lists its product as uncharacterized. The record is from RefSeq and is a predicted model, not a curated record. Gene Ontology annotation, biological process: DNA-templated transcription. The coding region runs from base 1 to 2301 and encodes 766 amino acids. Lineage: Eukaryota; Fungi; Ascomycota; Dothideomycetes; Pleosporales; Pleosporaceae. Gene Ontology annotation, cellular component: nucleus. The transcript is spliced from 4 exons. Gene Ontology annotation, molecular function: zinc ion binding; acyltransferase activity, transferring groups other than amino-acyl groups; DNA binding.